CGUCCGCGGUGGUAACUCGAGAAUAAGAAUACGUGUGCGCGGUUAACAUAAAUUUAACACUCUCUCCACGUCUUAAAUACCAUCCGAACGAAAAGUAUUAAAACGGAGAAGUAUUUAAGAAUAAUCGUAUUAGCUCCGCACAUAGUUCAUGUACGAUACGGAUACAAACGUAUAGAUAGAGGAGUAUGUAAGUAAAGAAGCAAAGUAAAGCAAGCAAAAGCAGGGGGGAAUGUGGGUUGCGGGCCGAGGGGCCGACGAGUCCCUGCCACAUUCCGUUCGCAUGCCAAUAGGAUCGCCGAUCUCGACGACGGACGAGACACAGUUUGAGUUUAAGCGCAAUUGCCGCCGACACGAUCGAGUUUAUUCCUUCUUCAUUCAGUUUCAGCUUCAGUACGAGCGCGAUAGUGCCGUGGCGAAAUUGCGCGAUUACGAAAAGUGUUUGGUACACAUUUUGAGGUUAGGCCACGGGACACGAUAAGGUGCGAUGUGAUUAAAUACGAACGAAGAUUUGAAAAAAAAAGAAAGCGAUAAGAAACAAGCUGGAUACGAUACAUUAAGAUUCUUUAUUUAUUAGAAAAUUAAAAACCAGUAUUCAAAAUGAAUUAGAAAAGAAAUCAUGUAUGACACAUAGUGAAGAAGAUUGAAAUUGAAGAGAUUCAAAAUAAAGGAGAGAGAAAAAGGAUUUUUUUGAAAAAUCUAUUUAUAUAUAUAAUAUAUAGAAGUAAUAUUAUUAUUAUUUUAAAUUUUCGAAAUACUAAUUAAAAUAGAGAGAGAUAUUAUUAUGUGCUUUUGGCUUUGCCUUCUGUAGUCGCAUUCCAUUCGCAAGGAAGGUAUCGCGCGAUUGGUGGACGACGUAGUGACGUCACCCGUCGCCUGCUCAUGAUAAUGUGGUAUUCAACAUGGCCGUGUAGUUGAGUGUGUGUGUGCCAGUUUGCCGUACGUUCGUUUUGAGCGCGGGGAAACCGUGAGAGAGAGAGGAGUUUUCGGCGGGGCGGUCGUUUAAAUGUUGCGAUAAUAAUAAUGCCAAAAGCGAGGAAUGGCCUGUUGCCACUGCCGGACGGUUGGGACGUGGCUAGGGACUACGAUGGAAAGGUUUACUUCAUCGACCACAACUCGAAGAAGACCACUUGGAUCGACCCGAGGGACAGGUUUACGAAACCGCAGACAUUCGCGGAUUGCAUUGGGAACGAGUUGCCCGUUGGCUGGGAGGAAGCCUACGAUGGCCAAAUCGGACACUACUAUAUCAAUCAUGUUAAUGAGACCACGCAAUUGGAAGAUCCAAGGGAGGAAUGGCGCGCGAUUCAGGAAGCGAUGUUACGGGAUUACCUGGAGAUCGCCCAGUACGUACUGGAGGCCAAAAAAGACAUUUACAACGUAAAAUCCCAACGGCUCACCAUCGCCGAAGACGAAUACAAUCAUCUUAACAAUGCCUUAGCAACACUCACCACAUCUAGAACAAGCCUGUGUUCAUCAACGAGUAGCGUUAGCACAAAAUACGAUCCGGAUCUUCUAAAAUCGGACGUGGCAAUGGCCAGAAAUAGAGUUUCUCGAUUAAAAUCGGAAUUGGAACAAAUCAAAAACGAAGUGACGUACACACAAAGAGGGGUUGAUACGUUAACGAGUGUCGGUCAAAAAUUGAGUCGAAACCAAGGAAUGUUUUAUAGCAUAACGGAAGCUCAAGCGAUAAUGAACGAAUUAAGAAACAUCCAAAAAUCUUUAUCGUCCGGGGAGAAAGAAAAAGCUGAUUUAAUGCAAAGUUUGGCGAAAUUAAAAGAUGAAAUGACAAGGUUACAACUUUGCGAAAGUUCGCCCGACGCUUCAACGCUAAGUUUACCCCAAGAAAAAUUAAGUACCGCCUCACAAACGGAUUUAUCCUGUGAAUUAUUACCGAUAGGAACAAGAUUAGCGGAAAUGGCAAAGAUGCGAUUGGAAUAUGAUGAGGCGAGGAAAAAGGUGCAAAUGAUUCAACAAAAAUUAGCCGAUUUGGAGGAGAAAGUACAACCGGGACAAGAAGAAUCCGAUAAAGAUCGUUUAUUAUUAUUUCAAGAAAAAGAACAACUACUAAGAGAAUUAAGAAGCAUAACACCAAGAACUAGAUCGAAAGAAGAAAUGUGUGAUAUCCAAUUAGAGUGUAAAAGAUUAGAAGAAGAUCUUAACAAAGCGAUUGAAAUUAGUAACAGGGCAAUCGCUGAUAGAUUAAGAUUACACGAAGAAAAACAAUUAUUAUUACAACAAUUAAGAGAUGCUUUAAGAGCUAUGACGCAAUUAGAGUCACAAUUAAAAACGUUAUCGGCGAGUACGUUAUCGGUUAGUAGUAGUUCUAGUCUUGGAUCGUUGUCUACAACCAGUAGCAAAGGAUCGUUAAGUUCCGGUUUGAGUUUUACGGAUAUUUACGGUGGUCCUCAAUGUAUGGCGGUUAACAUGGAUAAACCGGUUGAUAUGGCCGAUUUACAUCGAAGAGUCGAACGUUUAUUAAAAGGAAACGACUCGUCGCAAGUUAACACACCAUCUCCAGGUCGAUCACAACCAUCUUUAUCGCCGAGAAGUUCUUUAUCAUCAGUUUCACCACCCGUCUCACCCAUGUACGAAAAUUUACCGUGUAUGAUACCGCCACCAUCCUACGAACAAAUCGAAAGAGAUCGUAAAGAAUCGGAAUUCCAUCAAAAUUUAUUCCCAUCGCGACUUCCAAUUAUUUCGUCAUUAACCCCAUUUACAGACCUUUUAGAAGGUGGUAAUAUCAGUAAUAUGUCUCAAGGUAGUGGCUUAGGAAGGCCGUCUAGAUUAUCGUACGAAAGUUCUGGUGAUCCUCAACUUUCCCCAAUUUCUGAAACACCCCCGCCAACUCUCGAUCAAGAUGAAGGACUUCAAGGAGCAACUCUUUCAAGAACAUCGUCAUCCGGAACAAACACCCGAUCAGUUUCCGCCGCUGUUAGCGAUGAAUCGGUUGCUGGUGAUUCAGGUGUUUUUGAAGCUUCGAAUCGUAAAAGAUUAUCCGGAUUAUUCGGCGGAGAUGAUUCCGAUACAGCACAAGUUCAAAUUAAAGUUAAGUAUACAACCGCUGAAUCAACAUUGAGUAUUUGUAUAGAAAGAGGAAGAAAUCUAGCAGCGUUACUGAUCGCUGACGAUUCAGAAGUGUAUAUUAAAAUAGCUUUGUUGCCUUCAGCACCUUGUUCGACAUCGGUUUGUUGUACGAGAUCAGUGCGAGAUUUAAGAAAACCCAUUUUCGGGGAUGUUUUUAAUUUUACAAUAGCAGCGAAUAAAAUUUACACAAAAACUUUGCAAAUGAACGUUUGGGGCCGAAUCGGUGGUCAACAAGAAAAAUGUAUUGGUUGUGCCCAAGUUAGUUUAGCAGAUUUCAACCCGCAAAGUCCAUCAUCGAAGUGGUACAACAUUCUCGGUCUCCAUUUCAUGGAAACGCCAAACGAAGAUAUAAAACCUGAAUCGGAAGAUCUUUCGCGACCAGAACCUGACUUAACUUAUAAAUACCAUUCAACGCAUCAUCAACAAUUCGGCACCAAAGAAGAAAGUUCAGAUGACUCAACUAUAAUUUCAUCUCAAACGUCAACGUUAACGAGAAAUCAAGAUUGUGCAGGUUUCCAAAAAGAUCUUCUCCUCCCAGAUUUAAAUCCAAACCUUUUCGAUUACGAAGAUGAUGAUUCUGAUGAGGAGGAAGAAGAAGAUGAAAAUGAAGAGGAGGAAGAAGGAAUAACGGUUGAAUUUCGCCCAAAUGAUCCUUUAGAAGUUGUUGUUGAAGAUUGUGACGAAGAAAAAGAAAAAUAUUUAGAUAAACAAACUAACACCGAGUGCGCUUUUUAUCCCGAACACGCAAAACAGAUGAAAAUUAACGCAUCCGGGAUAGAUGAAAGACAUAUCAAAAGAUCACAAACGUUUUCGCCAGCUGUUUCAAAAAAUCCCUACAUAUGUAAAUUAAAUCGAAGCGACAGCGACAGCGCAAUGCCUUUGUAUAGAAAAGGAACAAAUCCUUUCCAAAGAAACGCCGUGGAAAGACGAUCAUUAAGAUUUAGGAAACAAUCGGGUUCUUUAGCAACACUUUCCACCCAAACGAAAUCUUCAGAAAGUGGAAGAAGUCACAUGCCACCAACAUCGAGAACUUCGUUAGAUUUAGAAUUGGAUCUGCAAGCGCAACAGACCCGAUUACACAUUUUGAACGCGGAAUUGGUACGAUUGAGGGAGUUAAAAAAUCGACUUGAAGCAGCAAAAGAACAAGGCGACACCGAAAUCGCCGCUUGGGUUCUUGAAGAUAGACAAUUUCAAAAUUUGGUCGCCCAAGCUGAAAAUGAAAAGUUAAUGAGGACCGCUGAAGAAAAGAAAGUUGAUAAAAUGUUAAGGAGGGUUUCAAAGGAAAUUUAUAAAUUAAGAAAAAGUAAAGCUGGAAAUGGAAAACCUGAUCUUAUCUCUUUCAAAGAGAAAAUGGCAUUUUUUACAAGAAUAAAUACAACUGUACCAAUUUUGCCACCUGAACAAUCCGAAGAUAAUUCGAAACCGCCUGAAGAAAUUAACAAUCAGUAUUCGAAGUCUGAAGGUAAAUCGGAUGAAAAAAGUGUGGAAAUAUCGUCUUCGACAAGAUAUGAAUACGUUGUUGAUCGCGCUUUGGGUGUCGAAGUGUAACUUUUUAAAAAAAGAAAUAGAUUUUAAGAUAAAAUGAAAAAGAUAUAAACUAUUUUUCGAUUCGAUUUGUACUCUUUGUGAUUUUGUGCCUUCAGAUCUGAUAGAAAAGAAGUGUAUUUGUAAAUAUUUAUAGAUGUGUCUAUUUCUUCCGGUGGUUUAUACAAAGAAAUACUCAAUACGUUUUAUUAAUAUUAUUUUUUUAAUUAGAGAAAUAAAACAAAAUAGAUAAACAGA
Messenger RNA from Onthophagus taurus, 4863 nucleotides. RefSeq names its product WW and C2 domain containing protein kibra (gene kibra). Gene Ontology annotation, molecular function: kinase binding; molecular adaptor activity. Gene Ontology annotation, cellular component: cytoplasm. Lineage: Eukaryota; Metazoa; Arthropoda; Insecta; Coleoptera; Scarabaeidae. The record is from RefSeq and is a predicted model, not a curated record. Gene Ontology annotation, biological process: regulation of DNA-templated transcription; negative regulation of organ growth; regulation of hippo signaling.